GGUAAAUUCGAUAUACAUAUCCCUUGAAUAUAUUUGUUUCACUCCCCUUUGUAAAUGGUACUUUUUGAUGUCUUUUCAAGAAAUUCAGUUUCAAAAGUGGGAAUAUCUUGGUCAUUCUGUCAAGCAUGGAAAACUGUUGUCAGAAUUGUGUUAUCUUAAAGCAGAUAUUGAACAGAAGGGCAAUUUACGUGUAAUUUUCUCGGACAGAUGUAGCCUUGGCAAAGGAAGCAAUGAAACCUGUGUCUUUCUUGGACUGACAAAGGAUGGUUACGGCAAAGCAGUAAAACGAAUACGUAGAAAUAACUACCUACAGCCCGCACAGGACGAAAAAAAAAUUUUAAAUGAAUUCAAUGCAAGGGAGUCGAAAUAUGUUGUGAAUUAUUACUUCUUAGAGGAAGAUACUGGAACGGACUAUGUUUAUUUAGUAUUAGACUUAUGCGAAGAAUCAUUGAAGAAGUUUGUGGAAGAGUCUACCAUAGAAAAUCUUCAAAAAGCUCUUCCUGAUGUUCUUAGACAAAUUUUAAAUGGAUUAGCUGAUCUUCAUACUGACCCAAAUCCUAUUCUUCAUCGCGAUUUGAAGCCUUCCAAUGUUCUCCGAGACUCGCAUGGCAAAUUUUUGAUCGCGGACUUUGGAAUUAGUCGAAUAUUGAAUGAUGAAAAUAGCACAUAUGUAAGCAAAGCUAACACUGGAACUGAGUAUUGGAUUGCUCCUGAGUCAUAUCGGGAAGAUAUAGACACAGAAGAUAAAGGACGUUACAAAAAAGAAUCUGAUGUAUAUAAUGCCGGAAUGGUGACUUAUUAUGUUGCAACACAAGGGCAACAUCCUUUUGGAGUGAAACGCUAUAGAUUGGACAACAUGUUGAAAGGAAACCCUGUUGGCUUGGAUGAAAUCAAGAAUAAAACGCUGAAAGACCUUUUGACGUGGAUGUUAAAUCGUUUGCCAGAAGACAGGCCAUCUGCCAACGAGGCGUUGAAACACCCAUUUUUUAUGUCAGAUGACGAGAAAUUUGAAAUGCUAUGUAAAGUUGGGAACCAACUGGCAAUUAAGACAAAUGAUACCCAGUCAAGUGUGGUCUAUCAAUUAAAUAAUGAAUCUUCAGACUGGAGAAGUCAAAUUGAUAGUGAUGUAUAUGCUUAUUUUACAACAGAUGAGGUGAAUGGAAAAAUUUGUAGGUACGGAUCCGCUUGGACAGAAUGCUUGAGACUUAUUCGAAACCUUGGGCAGCACUGGAACGAUCGACCUCGGCCUAGACCACAACCAUUUUAUAAGAUUGGCGAUCACAAGUUGUAUUUUCUCAAAACUUUCCCUGAUCUCCCUGUUCGGGUGCAUGCAGCUAUCAGGUCAAAUAAAAAAUUAAAAAACAAUUCAGAACUUAAAGAAUGUAAUGUCAACAUUGAUGAAGAUGUAAAAUCACCUCACGAUAAUAAGAAUCAGCGAAAAGAUAAAGGUACAAAACUUUUGCCAGUUACUGUCAACAUUGGUGAAGAUCAAGAAUCACCUCACGAAAAUAAGAAUCAGCAAACAGAUAAAGGUACAGAACUAUUACAAGAUAAUGCCAACAUUGGUGAAGAUCAAAAAUUAGCUCAUGAAAAUCAGAAUCAGCAAACAGGUAAGGUUACAGAACUAUCGCAAGAUAAUGCCAACAUUGGUGAAGAUCAAAAAUUAGCUCAUGAAAAUCAGAAUCAGCAAACAGGUAAGGUUACAGAACUAUCGCAAGAUAAUGCCAACAUUGGUGAAGAUCAAAAAUUAGCUCAUGAAAAUCAGAAUCAGCAAACAGGUAAAGUUACAGAACUAUCGCAGGAUAAUGCCAACAUUGGUGAAGAUCAAAAAUUAGCUCAUGAAAAUCAGAAUCAGCAAACAGAUAAAGUUGCAGAACUAUCACAAGAUAAUGUCAACAUUGGUGAAGAUAAAAAAUUAGCUCAUAAAAAUCAGAAUCAGCAAACAGGUAAGGUUACAGAACUAUCGCAAGAUAAUGCCAACAUUGGUGAAGAUCAAAAAUUAGCUCAUGAAAAUCAGAAUCAGCAAACAGGUAAAGUUACAGAACUAUCGCAAGAUAAUGCCAACAUUGGUGAAGAUCAAAAAUUAGCUCAUGAAAAUCAGAAUCAGCAAACAGAUAAAGUUGCAGAACUAUCACAAGAUAAUGCCAACAUUGAUGAAGAUCAAAAAUUAGCUCAUGAAAAUCAGAAUCAGCAAACAGAUAAAGUUGCAGAACUAUCAUAAGAUAAUGCCAAAAUUGGUGAAGAUCAAAAAUUAGCUCAUGAAAAUCAGAAUCAGCAAACAGAUAAAGUUGUAGAACUAUUACAAGAUAAUGUCAACAUUGGUGAAGAUCAAAAAUUAGCUCAUCAAAAUAAGAAUCAGCAAACGGAUAAAGGUACAGAACUUUUGCCAGUUAAUGUCAACAUUGGGGAAGAU
Molecule: messenger RNA, 2413 nt
Organism: Xenia sp. Carnegie-2017
Lineage: Eukaryota; Metazoa; Cnidaria; Anthozoa; Malacalcyonacea; Xeniidae
Product: serine/threonine-protein kinase/endoribonuclease IRE2-like
Exons: 4
Coding region: 68-2221 (717 amino acids)
Biological process (GO): IRE1-mediated unfolded protein response; protein phosphorylation; intrinsic apoptotic signaling pathway in response to endoplasmic reticulum stress
Cellular component (GO): IRE1-TRAF2-ASK1 complex
Molecular function (GO): RNA endonuclease activity; ATP binding; protein serine/threonine kinase activity
Source: RefSeq, a predicted model, not a curated record